This is a messenger RNA of Coffea arabica (coffee), 979 nucleotides long. Its product is annotated as enoyl-CoA delta isomerase 1, peroxisomal-like. Gene Ontology annotation, biological process: fatty acid beta-oxidation. Gene Ontology annotation, molecular function: delta(3)-delta(2)-enoyl-CoA isomerase activity. Gene Ontology annotation, cellular component: peroxisome. Lineage: Eukaryota; Viridiplantae; Streptophyta; Magnoliopsida; Gentianales; Rubiaceae. The record is from RefSeq and is a predicted model, not a curated record.
AGAUGUCCGGAGAAUAGACACAACCUAGAAAAAUAUCUUCCCUUAAAAAGGCUGGGAACUAAAGAAAUAGAAUCAUUGCAGUGACUUGGGAGCUCAGAGUAACAUCUGAAAACAAAUCCAAGAGAUAUGUGCUCUCUGGAGAAGCGAGGCAGCGUCUUUAUACUGACCCUAACCGGCAACGAUGAGCACCGGUUAAACCCGACGCUCAUCGACUCCAUCCGGGCCGCGCUCCAGCAAGUCAAAGCCGAAUCUACUUCCCCCUCGGCCCUGAUAACCACGGCCCAAGGUAAGUAUUUCUCCAACGGCUACGACCUUAAGUGGGCCGGAAGCAAUGGCGGCCGCGCACAGCUCAUGUCCUCCAAGCUUCGUUCUCUCGUUUCCGAACUAAUCACUCUGCCCAUGCCCACCAUCGCGGCUAUCACCGGCCACGCCUCCGCAGCCGGCUUCGUCUUGGCGCUGUGUCACGACUACCAUCUAAUGCGAAAGGAUCGAGGGUUUCUCUACGUGAGCGAGCUGGAUAUCGGAUACAAAGUUCCUCUCUGGUUUGCGGCUUUGAUAAAGAGCAAAGUUAGCUCGCCAAAGGCUCGGCGGGAGAUGAUAAUGAAAGCGGCUAAGCUGACAGCUGAGAUGGCUCUGGAGAGGGGCAUUAUCGACUCGGCGCAUGAUGGCGCGGAGGAGACGGUGGACGCUGCCGUGAAACUCGGGGAGGAGUUGGUGAGAAGGAAGUGGAGUGGACACGUGUACGCUCAGAAUAGGACGGCUGUGCUGGAUGAGGUGUUGAGUACGCUUGGAUUUGACGAAACCGUGGGUGAUUAUGGGAGCUCAACCAAGACUUUUUCAAGACUCUGAGAUUUUCCUUUGUAAUAAUCCUACUCUAAAAAAAAAAAAAAAAAGUCAUGUUAGUUCGUUUGUCUUUUUCAUGUUUAAUUUUAAUAGUAUUGGUUUUUGGAAAAUGAGGUGGAAAUUGUGAAAGGAGGAA